Rhododendron vialii is the source of this 1056-nucleotide messenger RNA. RefSeq lists its product as uncharacterized. Lineage: Eukaryota; Viridiplantae; Streptophyta; Magnoliopsida; Ericales; Ericaceae. The coding region runs from base 1 to 1056 and encodes 351 amino acids. The record is from RefSeq and is a predicted model, not a curated record. The transcript is spliced from 5 exons.
AUGCGUAGGAACCCGUCUGAGUUUGAGUAUGUUGAGGCAUCCUUGGAAACUCCUAAGUCGGUCAAGGAAAAAACCCCCAAGGCUAAGGCAGUUGUGAAAAAAAGGCCCAAGGCGAAUGCCAUGGCGGAUGUGGAAACUCCCGACAAGACCACAAAAAAAAAAAGCAUCAAUGCGGUGGAUGAUAAUAGCCCCAAGGGAAAGGCCAUUGUGAGAACCCCUAAGGCGGCAAAGGAGUUACCGAGGCGGAAGAAGCCAAAACUUCUUGGAACCCUUUUUGUAGGACCGUACCUUAAUAACUUUCCGGAACCAAUUCGGCCGCACGUAAAAUCUAUAACGGAUGUGACAAGUGAUGGAAAUUGUGGGUACCGAGCAGUAGUUUAUUUUAUGCACCAAUUCGAGCACAAUUGGAAGACAUGCCGAAAUGAUUUGCUCUUGGAGGUGAAUAACCAUUAUGACCUGUACGAAAAGAUUACUGGUAUCGGAGGUGCUAACAAGUUGCAUUAUAGAUUGUCGUUCUUUCAAGACGGAACUGCACCCGAAGAUAGGUGGAUGAUUUUUCCUGACAUGGGUCACGUUGUAGCUUCAACUUAUAAUGUGGUGGUUGUCCUCCUAUCCCAACUUCAAUGCCUUACUUUCCUUCCACUCCAUUCUCGUCCUCCAUCAUCAGACCAAAUAAGGGUUCUUGGAAUUGGACUCGUGAACGGAGAUCACUUCGUACAGGUUGAUCUAAAAGCAUGUUCCCCCGUGCCGCCUAUUGCCAACAAUUGGUUCAAAUUUCGAUGGGAGGAGGCCAAUGAAUGGGAGACACUUUUUUCUGCCGAAAUGGAAGCAUUUAAAGCCAUAAUAGGAACAUCUAUGACCCGAAAUUUGUAUAAUAUUUCAGCAGUUGGAUACCGAAUCAUUGGUUGGGGUGGCUCAGGCCUCCUACACAGCAACAAGGCACAACUGCGUAUUAUUGUAAGCCCUGGACAGGAUUCUCUCCCUGAGGAGGAGCAUGUGAGUGUGGGGGCUCUAUACAGAAUUUUGAAUUGGCCUGGGGGAGUAGAUGGGGAGUAG